GCUUCCUGUUGAUCAAUGCAAUAGAAGAUUCCACAGAGAGCAAAACUGUUCAACACUUCAACUACCAAAAUUCGAAGAACAUAUAUAUCAUGAGGAUGCAGUUGGAAACCGGUGGUGGCCUCAAGUGUUUUCCGGCGGGCUGGAACGCGCCGGCGAAGCCGUGUGAUUCGUGUAAGACCGCCGUGGCGUUGCUGUUCUGCCGUAAGGACACCGUGUUCUUGUGUCUUGCGUGUGAUGUGAAGAUGCAUGGCGACGUAAGACACGAACGUGUGUGGAUGUGUGAGGUGUGUGAACAGGCGCCGGCGAGUGUGACGUGUAAAGCGGACGCCGCCGCGCUAUGUGUGACGUGCGACAGAGAUAUACAUUCGGCUAAUCCGCUUUCUCGCCGACAUGACCGGGUUCCGGUGGUUCCGUUUUAUGAUUGUGCUGAUAUCCUGAUGAAGUCCUCCGCCUGUAACUUCCUCGAACUUAGCUCCGGGAACGGGAAUGAUGAUAUGAACAGUUCUGUAACAAACGACGACGAUAUUAAUUGGGGAAUUCCGGCGGAUACAAUCAAUAUCGAUGUUAAAUUUCCUAGCGACGAUAGUUCUCCGGUGGAUAUCAAAUCAAUCGAAAUGUUAUUUCCGGAAUCCGAUCACCUCCUUGAUUUCGAUUUCCCUGUUCCAACGGACACAAAAUUCCACAGCCACUUCCAUAAUCAUGAUUCAGUGAACGACAGUGUAGUUCCGUUCCACGUGUCGCCGCCGGCGAAGCAUUUUCCACCGCCACCGGAAAAUCAAAAUCGAUACGAGAUUGAUUUCACCAGAUCUAAUAUCAAUUCCUUCAACAAAAACAGUUAUCUCUCUCAAUCGCUCAGCCAUAGUGUAUCUUCGUCUUCAAUCGAUGUGGGUAUCGUCCCGGAAGGAAAUUCAAUGUCCGACGUAUCUCAUCCGUUCGUUCUACACGUGAGCGGCGGUGGCGAGUUGAACGGAGCCACCACCGGUUCUCAACAAGCUACACAAUUGUCCGGGGUUGAUAGGGAGGCAAGGGUUAUGAGGUACAGAGAGAAAAGGAAGAACAGAAAAUUCGAGAAGACAAUCCGAUACGCCUCACGGAAAGCAUACGCCGAGACACGGCCGAGAAUCAAAGGCCGAUUCGCGAAGAGGACGGAAUCCACAGAUUCCGAUGUGGAUAGGUGGUUGUUCACGGCGUCGACGGGGGUUUCUGCCAAAAGUUGUUACGGUGGGGAGGUGGAGUACGGCGUCGUUCCGUCGUAUUGCCGGGAGUUUUGAUUUGAUUCGAUAGGAUCUUGAAUCUUGAUGUUGUAAUAUGUGUAUAAUUUGGCGGAAAAUCGGCUAAAAUUAGUUUUGUUUUAAUCUAAUUUACUGAGAUUCUGAAUAA
Messenger RNA from Lactuca sativa (garden lettuce), 1380 nucleotides. RefSeq names its product zinc finger protein CONSTANS-LIKE 5. The record is from RefSeq and is a predicted model, not a curated record. NCBI's taxonomy places the organism in Eukaryota, Viridiplantae, Streptophyta, Magnoliopsida, Asterales, Asteraceae. Gene Ontology annotation, biological process: regulation of flower development. Gene Ontology annotation, cellular component: nucleus. Gene Ontology annotation, molecular function: zinc ion binding; protein binding; DNA-binding transcription factor activity.